AUGAAUAACACUAAAGGAAGCCAUUUUGAAAUUGAAAUUUUAAAAAUAUUAAAAGAAAUUAGUAUGGAUUUUCAUAGGAGAAUCUGGAAUUCUCAAACUAGACCUGUGGUGAAUAGGAUAUAUAAUAGUGGUACACCAAGACAGGAACAUUUAUCUUGA
Entrophospora candida is the source of this 159-nucleotide messenger RNA. NCBI's taxonomy places the organism in Eukaryota, Fungi, Glomeromycota, Glomeromycetes, Entrophosporales, Entrophosporaceae. The record is from the annotation of a GenBank genome assembly.